Messenger RNA from Dentiscutata erythropus, 645 nucleotides. NCBI's taxonomy places the organism in Eukaryota, Fungi, Glomeromycota, Glomeromycetes, Diversisporales, Gigasporaceae. The record is from the annotation of a GenBank genome assembly.
AUGGUUGCAAAAAAAUUUCAUAUUAUCGAUUGGAAAGAGGAUGAUAUUGCACUAUUUAAGAAGUUAUUGGAUCCAUUUAUAUCAUUUAUUCGAUUUUAUGAAAUAUCUAGAGAUGAGUUUUAUUUUUAUAUUAGACCUUAUAAAAAAGUGAUACCAGAAAAUCUUUAUGAAGAUUUAAUGGCUUAUUUUAUGGUUAAUAUAUUAAAUCCUAGAAUUUCAAGGUUACCAUCACGUAAUAGAUCUAUUGUUAGAAUUGAUUCCAUUAUAAUUAAAGGGGACAAUGCCGCGAUAAUAUCUGAUUGGAUUGAAAAAAGAACCACUUCUUCUUUUUCUGAGAAACCUUUAUAUCAAUUUAUACUUACUUAUCGAGCAACACGCGACGGAUUUUUUAAUUACAAUAGAUUUAUUAAUAAAAAUAGUAAUGGUGCAAUUCUUGGAUUGAUUAAAGUUGCAAAUUCAGAAAAAAUAAUUGGUGGAUAUAAUCCCCUAGGUUGGAAAGCUGUCAACAAUUAUAAUGACAAUUAUGCCUUCAAUAAUCAUGGUUCUUUUGGUGCUCCUUCACCUUCUGGUUUUAGUUUUGGUGCCAAUAACAAUCAUGCCUUCAAUAAUCGUGGUCCUUCUUUUGCGAUGGGAGCAUACUUAUGA